GUUCUAAAGCUUGCACAUAUCAUCAACUAACGGAUAUUUAUUUGCUAGUUAGCUCAAAGUUACCAUUUCGAGUGGCAACCACACAAAGGAAAAAAGGAACAUACGUAUCACAUUUACCGUAUGGCCAAAAAUGCUCGCAAACGCCAAAGAACCGAAAAAAACCAGGACGAACAAGCUCAGCCAUUAGGAGCAAAGGUAGCAUUGGACGACGAUGCUAGUAAAGAUGAUGAGGAAAGACGUCUGGAGAGCAUUCUUUUUGGCGUUCCUUACAAGCCAUCGGGGAAUAAAGGCAAGGAUGUGCUAGCGUUUUCUGACGAAGAAGAAGAUCUCGAAGAUGUGGGAGCCGGCAAGGAACUGGAGAAUAUGCUGGAUUCAGAUCUUUUCUUCGUAGACGACAGUACUAUGCCGUCAGGAGGUAUCCCAGACUCACAGACAAGUCAACAGGAAGAUGAAGAUAGGGAGCAAGAUGACGAAGCGGAUGAUGCAGAAGUUUCUGAUGCUGGGCUCACAGAAGUACAACCACAAGAUUUCUCAGAAGGACAGCUUGCACCCUCGGAAAACCCUCUGUCGUCAAAAGGCCGAAAAGCCCCUGCCUGGAUGGACCCUGACGAUGCUAACAUCCAGAUAUCCCUCGCUUCUAAUAAUCGGCUGCGAAAAAUGCGUGAUGCUCCCUCAGAUGACACCGUCGGAGGUCGAGAGUAUGAAAGAAGACUACGAAGACAAUACGAGCGCAUCAAUCCAACUCCAGAUUGGGCAUCUAAUGCUCGCCAAAAGCUUCACAAGUCAAAAAGGAGAAGGUCGUCGGUUUCGGGUUCCGAGUCAGAGGAUGGUGAUGAAUUCGAGGACUUUAUUCCUGAUAUCCUCAAUUCCACUGCAGGUAUAGUCGGUACAAGGAAGUCGAGAAAGCUUCCCCAGGGAACAUUGUCCAUCGAGCGCCUCCGUGAUGCAAAUCAAGCUGCUCCCGCUGAAGGCGAGAUUAAAGCCUUACACUUCCAUCCGUCUCCUCAGGUGCCAAUGCUUCUCACCGCAAGUUCAGACCGGCGGCUUCGCCUCUUUCAUAUUGAUGGCCUCACGAAUCCACAUAUGCAGACACUCCAUAUCCCCUCUCUUCCACUUUCAAACGCCGUCUUCCAUCCUGACGGGUCCUCCAUUUUAUUAACGGGUUCACGCCCUUUCUAUUACACUUACGAUCUACAAUCUGGUGCGUCACAUCGAUCUCCGAGGGGACUCUGGGGAACCACUUUCUCCUCCGACCGUACUGCACAAGGCGCUACCAUGGAGAUGUGCGCAUUCAAUCCAACAGGCGACAUACUCGCUGUUGCUGGUCGGCGUGGAUAUAUUCACCUUGUCGACUGGCGGUCAGGUACGGCGCAGGUCACCGGGGAACUUAAAGCCAACACUGCAAUCAAGUCCAUAUGGUGGGCACGCGGUGGGCGCGGGGAGCUCAUGAGUCUCGGAGAAGACUCACAGGUGUAUGUCUGGGACAUCGGGCAACGGAGAUGUGUAAAACGGUGGCAGGAUGAAGGUGGUUUUGGAAGCCGGUUGAUGAGCGGUGACAAAGCAGGGAACUACCUUGCUAUAGGAUCUACCGGUGGUCUUGUCAAUGUCUAUGGAUCCCAUGGCACUUCUCAGCCAGGAGAUGAAAGAUCAAAGCCCCUGAAGACUAUCGGCAACAUUACGACUUCUAUUUCAACGCUUCGUUUCAACCAUGACUCACAGCUUCUUGCCGUAGCCAGCAACGUUAAAAAGGAUCAACUACGUCUGAUCCACUUGCCUUCCUUGACUGCUUUUGGAAAUUGGCCGACCUCAAGCACUCCGUUGGGUCAUGUCACUGCUAUAGACUUCUCUUCCACCAGCCAAUAUCUAGCAGUUGGGAACAACCGCGGACGUGCUUUACUAUACAGCCUGAGAGACUUCACGCAACUUUGAUCGUCUCCACAUUACGAGAGAAAAAGAGUGCUAAUUAGUGCCCAGUUACUAUACAUAAGUCGUGUGGGACAUACCCCCGUGCAGAACGAAGACAACAAAAUAUACAGUAAUUCUGCAGACAU
This is a messenger RNA of Serpula lacrymans var. lacrymans S7.9, 2051 nucleotides long. RefSeq lists its product as uncharacterized. The record is from RefSeq and is a predicted model, not a curated record. Gene Ontology annotation, cellular component: small-subunit processome; Pwp2p-containing subcomplex of 90S preribosome. The transcript is spliced from 5 exons. The coding region runs from base 121 to 1929 and encodes 602 amino acids. Lineage: Eukaryota; Fungi; Basidiomycota; Agaricomycetes; Boletales; Serpulaceae. Gene Ontology annotation, molecular function: protein binding. Gene Ontology annotation, biological process: rRNA processing.